Brenthis ino (lesser marbled fritillary) is the source of this 4008-nucleotide messenger RNA. NCBI's taxonomy places the organism in Eukaryota, Metazoa, Arthropoda, Insecta, Lepidoptera, Nymphalidae. The record is from the annotation of a GenBank genome assembly.
AUGAAACGCAAUGAGUCGUCCAGGAGCGUCACAAGGCUAUCUCAGCGCAGGAACGAGCAGCGGCCGGCGCUGACGCUCAGCUUCCGUCAGAACUCGCUUACUAUCAGCUCGCUCGCUCAGCAGUCCGCUUAUAUCACUGAAAAAGCCCUUAAAGAGGAAGGUUCGGACCCAAAUCAGCAAGCAACCGCGGUUUCAUACUUCAGGCUAUUCAGAUUCGCAAAACCAUGGGAGUUCUUUCUUCUGUUCGCGGGGGUGAUAUUCGCAUCCCUAAACGGGCUCUUCGUGCCUGUGGGAGUCAUCAUCUACGGAGAAUUCACUUCACUACUAAUAGACCGGACUGUGAUGAAUGGCACAUCGACUCCUACACUGACUAUUGCUUGGUUUGGCGGAGGAAGGAUUUUAACAAAUGCAAGUAGAGAAGAGAACCGCCAAGCUUUGAUCGAAGACUCGCAAGCGUUCGGUAUCGGCUGCACGGUGUUCUCCGUGCUGCAGUUCCUAGUGGCUGUCAUCAGUGUCGAUCUGUUCAAUUAUACAGCUCUAAAACAGAUAGAGAGAGUAAAAGAAAAGUUCCUACAAGCCGUACUGCGCCAAGAUAUUACGUGGUAUGAUCUUAAUACAUCGAUGAAUUUUGCGACUAAAGUAUCAGAUGACGUAGAAAAAUACAGAGAGGGUAUCGGCGAAAAGGUGCCGAUGUUAAUCUACUUGGUGAUGUCGUUCGUGACGUCCGUCAUCAUCUCGUUCGCGUACGGCUGGGAGCUCACGCUCGUCAUCCUCUCCUGCGCACCCAUCAUUAUUGCGACCACUGCUAUUGUUGCUAAGGUGCAAUCAUCACUGACGUCGCAGGAAUUAAAAGCUUACAGCGUGGCCGGCGUCAUCGCGGAGGAAGUGCUCGCCUCCAUUCGAACGGUUGUCGCUUUCGGCGGGGAACAAAAAGAAACAGAUCGGUACCAAAGUCGGCUAGACCCGGCAAAGAAGAUGGGUAUAAAGAAGGGCAUAUACUCCGGCAUCGGCAGCGGGUUCAUGUGGCUCAUCAUAUACGCGACGUACGCGCUCGCCUUCUGGUACGGCGUCGGCCUCAUACUGGACAGCCGAUACGAGCCCGAGCCGGUGUACACGCCCGCCGUGUUGAUGAUUGUGUUCUUCAGCGUGCUCCAGGGCGCGCAGAACAUGGGGCUGACGGCGCCGCACCUGGAGGCCGUGGCGUGCGCGCGCGCCUCCGCCGGCGCCAUAUUCGCGGUGCUCGACCGCAAGCCUGUCAUAGACUCGCUUUCGCUCGAAGGCAGCAAGCCCGUGCUGGAGGGGGACUUGGAACUUAAAGACGUUUAUUUUAGGUACCCGGCUCGACCUGAUGUGCAGGUGCUAAACGGUCUCAGUCUGAAAAUAAACUGUAACGAGACAGUGGCGCUGGUUGGGUCGAGCGGCAGCGGCAAGUCGACGGUGCUGCAGCUGCUGCAGCGCAUGUACGACCCGGCGCUGGGCGCCGUGCGCGCCUCCGGCCACGACCUGCGCGACCUCAACGUGCGCCACCUGCGCGCGCACGUCGCCGUCGUGGGGCAGGAGCCCGUGCUGUUCGCGGGCACCAUCCGCGAGAAUAUACGUAUGAGCAAUCCAUCGUGCACUGAUGAAGAAAUAAUAAUGGCGUCGAAACAGGCUCACUGUCACGGUUUCAUUAAACAUCUGCCUAAUGGCUACGACACGAUGAUAGGCGAGCGCGGCGCGCAGCUGUCGGGCGGACAGAAGCAGCGCAUCGCGAUCGCGCGCGCGCUCGUGCGCAAGCCCAAGAUACUGCUGCUGGACGAGGCCACCUCCGCGCUGGACUCGCACAGCGAGGCCAAGGUGCAGCGCGCGCUCGACGCCGCCGCCGCCGGCCGCACCACCGUCAUGGUCAGCCACCGGCUAUCAACUGUGCUGAAUGCAGAUAGAAUUGUAUUCAUUGACAAAGGCGAAGUCGUAGAAGAAGGUACCCAUGAAGAGCUUUUGAAACUGCGAGGGCGCUACUACCAAUUGGUGCUGGAGAACGAACCGAGUAUAGCGCCAAGUGAAAACACCGGGAACACAGACAGACCUAACUCUGAUCCAACCACAGAUAUGAUACGAAGACCGAAGUUACAAAAAUUGGUUUCACUGGAUUCUAUGAAAAGCGAAUCUCUUGAUGAGGACUCCGGGUCUGAAGAUAGUGUUGUUUUGGAAGAGAAAGAAGAAAAAGAGUUCGAACCUACGACGUGGCAGAUUUUGAAGUUAUGUGAGCCUGAGAAGUACUUGAUGGCGAUAGGAAUUAUAGCAGCUAUUGCGGUCGGCUCUUCUUUCCCAUGCUUUGCUAUACUUUUCGGGGAGACUUAUGGUUUAUUGGAAAGUAAGGAUGAAGAUUACGUCCGUAGCGGCACCAACAUAAUAGCGGUACUGUUCUUAUUGGUAGGAGUGUACACCGGUGUAGGCAUAUUCUUCCAGAUAUUUAUAUUUAAUCUAACAGGCGUCAGGUUAACGGCGAGAUUGCGAGUGGCGGCAUUCCGGACCAUGCUGCAACAAGAAAUGGGUUGGUUCGACAACCCUUUGAACGGCGUCGGCGCGCUCUGCUCGCGCCUCGCGGCCGACGCCGCCGCCGUGCAGGGGGCAACGGGUACCCGUAUCGGGGCUCUGAUGCAGGCGUCGGCCACCAUCCUGAUAGGCAUCAUAGUGUCGAUGUACUACACGUGGCGCAUGACGCUGGUGUCGCUGGUGUCGGUGCCGAUGGUGAUCGCGGCCGUGGUGCUGGAGGGCCGCGUGCUGGCGGAGGGCAUCGCCGCCAUCCGCGAGGCCUCCAACCGGGCCACCACCAUCGCGACGGAGGCUAUCACUAAUAUUAGAACGGUUUCUGCUUUUUGUGGGGAAGAGGGCGCGCUGGCGCGCUACCAGCAGGCGGGCGUGGGCGCGCGCGUGGCGGCGCGCAGCAGCCUGCGCUGGCGCGGCGCCGUGUUCGCCUUCGGGCAGACGGCGCCCGUGGCGGGCUACGCGCUGUCGCUGUGGUACGGCGGCGUGCUCGUCGCCGACAGGGAGGUGCAGUACAAGGACGUCAUCAAGGUAUCCGAGGCGCUGAUAUUCGGUGCGUGGAUGAUGGGGCAGGCGCUGGCGUUCGCGCCCAACUUCGGCGCGGCCGUGCUCGCCGCCGGCCGCGUCAUGACGCUGCUGGAGCGCCGCCCGCUCGUCGAGAGCACGCACGCGCCUUCCGUGGCUGAGAACUAUAUAGCCCAAGGCAAGAUCCAAUACAAGAACAUAAAGUUCCGGUACCCGACGCGGCGCGAGGUGCAGGUGUUGCGCGGGCUGUCGCUGCAGGUGCCGCGCGGCGCGCGCGUGGCGCUCGUGGGGCCCAGCGGCUGCGGCAAGUCCACGCUCAUACAGCUGCUGCAGCGCCUCUACGACCCGGACGACGGGAAUGUGUACCUGGACGAGUACAGCAUCACGGCGGACAUGCGGCUGCCGACGCUGCGCCGCAACCUCGGCAUCGUGUCGCAGGAGCCCGUCCUGUUCGACCGCACGGUGGCCGACAACAUCGCGUACGGCGACAACACGCGCCUCGUGCCCAUCGAGGAGAUCGUCGCCGCCGCGAAGGCGGCCAACGUGCACUCCUUCAUUGCGGCCUUGCCCGAUGGCUACAACACGCGCAUCGGCGCGCGCGCGUCGCAGCUGUCGGGCGGGCAGAAGCAGCGCGUGGCCAUCGCGCGCGCGCUCGUGCGCAACCCGCGCGUGCUGCUGCUGGACGAGGCCACCUCCGCGCUCGAUACGCACAGCGAGCGGGUAGUACAAGAGGCGCUGGACCGCGCGAGCGAGGGCCGCACGUGCCUCAUCAUAGCGCACCGCCUCGCCACGAUACAGACGGCGGACGUGAUCUGCGUCAUCGACCAGGGCGCCGUCGCGGAGAUGGGCACGCACCAGGAGCUCAUAGCGCUCAAGAAGAUCUACGCGCGCCUCUACGAGCUGCAGUGCGGCUUCGUGGAGGAAACCGAGGAAAAUCUACGCGAGGAGCAAAACUCU